Molecule: messenger RNA, 3487 nt
Organism: Mus musculus (house mouse)
Lineage: Eukaryota; Metazoa; Chordata; Mammalia; Rodentia; Muridae
Gene: Gfra2
Product: glial cell line derived neurotrophic factor family receptor alpha 2
Exons: 9
Coding region: 749-2143 (464 amino acids)
Biological process (GO): glial cell-derived neurotrophic factor receptor signaling pathway
Cellular component (GO): plasma membrane
Molecular function (GO): heparan sulfate binding; glial cell-derived neurotrophic factor receptor activity; signaling receptor activity
Source: RefSeq, marked reviewed
GAGGGAGAGCGGAGAUCGAGAGCAAAGAGCGAGAGCGAGGGAGAGGAGAGGAGAGGAGAGGAGAGGGAGAGAGGAAGGGAGGAAAGACACACGCAAGCACAGGCACACCGGCACUGGAAUUCCAUUAGAAAAAGUGAGCCGAAGCAAGGGAUAGCGGGAGAAGAUUUUUUUUUUUUUAUUUUGAAUCUUUUUCUUCGUCUUGGUGCCAAAGAAGCGACUCUGGUCUCCCGUCCUAGAAGCUCUACUGGAUUGCUCCCAUCCGUCGGUGGAUUUCUUUCCUAUUUGCAUUUAUUCUGACCCCCCUCCCUCGCUGCUUUCUUCCAGUCCUUCACUUUCAGAUCGCCUCGCCCCCACCUCUCCAGUCCCCUCCUGGGAAGUGCAGGGGAAUUGGACCCACGGGGACUCGCGCCUUCCCGGCCGCGAGAGCGAAGGGCUGGGCUGACCUCAGGACCAGGCUGUUGGCUUAGAAGGCAGCCAGACACAUAGCUACGUGUGUUUGAUUUCAGUGGCAAGGGGGGGACGUCGAGAGGCAGCCCACCGCCCGCCUCCCACCCCUCCCCCUCCAGCCAGCAGCGAGAAUCCCUGGACUCGGGAUCUUCAACCGGCGGCCGCCUGGCGGGAUCUCCGCAUUGGAUUUGGGGGUCGUUAUCAUUGCUUGGCUGUUAUUAUUACCGUUGUUAUUUUAUUUUUAUUUUUUAAACCUAAGGGAGAAAGACACAUACACACAAAACUGUGGGAUUUAUUUAACAUGAUCUUGGCAAACGCCUUCUGCCUCUUCUUCUUUUUAGACGAAACCCUCCGCUCUUUGGCCAGCCCUUCCUCUCCGCAGGGCUCUGAGCUCCACGGCUGGCGCCCCCAAGUGGACUGUGUCCGGGCCAAUGAGCUGUGUGCGGCUGAAUCCAACUGCAGCUCCAGGUACCGCACCCUUCGGCAGUGCCUGGCAGGCCGGGAUCGCAAUACCAUGCUGGCCAAUAAGGAGUGCCAGGCGGCCCUGGAGGUCUUGCAGGAAAGCCCAUUGUAUGACUGCCGCUGCAAGCGGGGCAUGAAGAAGGAGCUGCAGUGUCUGCAGAUCUAUUGGAGCAUCCAUCUGGGGCUGACGGAGGGUGAGGAGUUCUACGAAGCUUCGCCCUAUGAGCCUGUGACCUCCCGCCUCUCGGACAUCUUCAGGCUCGCUUCAAUCUUCUCAGGGACAGGGGCAGACCCGGUGGUCAGUGCCAAGAGCAACCACUGCCUGGAUGCCGCCAAGGCCUGCAACCUGAACGACAACUGCAAGAAGCUCCGCUCCUCCUACAUCUCCAUCUGCAACCGCGAGAUCUCUCCCACCGAACGCUGCAACCGCCGCAAGUGCCACAAGGCCCUGCGCCAGUUCUUCGACCGUGUGCCCAGCGAGUAUACCUACCGCAUGCUCUUCUGCUCCUGUCAGGACCAGGCAUGCGCCGAGCGUCGCCGGCAAACCAUCCUGCCCAGCUGUUCCUAUGAGGACAAAGAGAAGCCCAAUUGCUUGGACCUGCGCAGCCUGUGUCGUACAGACCACUUGUGCCGGUCCCGCCUGGCAGACUUCCACGCCAACUGUCGAGCCUCCUACCGGACAAUCACCAGCUGCCCUGCGGACAACUACCAGGCAUGUCUGGGCUCCUAUGCUGGCAUGAUUGGGUUUGAUAUGACACCGAACUAUGUGGACUCCAACCCCACGGGCAUCGUGGUGUCUCCCUGGUGCAAUUGUCGUGGCAGUGGGAACAUGGAAGAAGAGUGUGAGAAGUUCCUCAAGGACUUCACAGAAAACCCAUGCCUCCGGAAUGCCAUUCAAGCCUUUGGCAAUGGCACAGAUGUGAACAUGUCUCCCAAAGGCCCCACAUUUUCAGCUACCCAGGCCCCUCGGGUAGAGAAAACUCCUUCACUGCCAGAUGACCUCAGUGAUAGCACCAGCCUGGGGACCAGUGUCAUCACCACCUGCACAUCUAUCCAGGAGCAAGGGCUGAAGGCCAACAACUCCAAAGAGUUAAGCAUGUGUUUCACAGAGCUCACGACAAAUAUCAGCCCAGGGAGUAAAAAGGUGAUCAAACUUUACUCAGGCUCCUGCAGAGCCAGACUGUCGACUGCCUUGACUGCCCUCCCACUCCUGAUGGUGACCUUGGCCCAGUAGGCCUUUGGAACCCAGCACGAAAGUUCUUCAAGCAACCCAGAUACGAACUCCCGCCUGACAAAAUGGAAACAUGCACACACACACACACACACACACACACACACACACACACACACACACAGACACACACACACAGACAUAUUCUCUCUCUCUCUCUCUCUCUCUCUCUCUCUCUCUCUCUCUCUCUCUCUCACACACACACACACACACACUCCCCUUGCAAAAACACUUUUUUUCCCUACAUUGCCUCUGAACCUUUCUCCUCCCAAAUUUCUUCUCUGGAGAAGUUUUUCUAAACCAAACAGACAAGCAGGCGGGCAGUCAGAAGCCUGCCCAGAGGUCCCCUACAAGGGACAUCCAGCACCGAGGGCUCAAGGCUCUUGAGAGACUUUUUUCUCUUCACUGGUGUUUUCUCUCUGGACCAGAUGAGACCCUGCUGUGGAAGGAACGUUGCUGUGCCUGGUGUGGACUGGGGAAAGGACAAUUGCGGCUGCCCACUCUGGGGACCUGCCCAAGGGUUCGCAGAGAGUUUCAGUCAGCAAGGAGCAGGGCUAGCCACAAGGACCUUGUCACCUCUUCCUCUUGGCUUCAAAGAUGGAAACGGUUUGCUGCCAUCCCUAUCCCUUAUGGGGCCUAGUGGAUCUGAGUCUGGGGUAGGGACCCCCAGGGUUGCUCCAGGCCGAGGUGCCUGCAGCAUGGUGGGGUUGGGAGCUGUUACAGGACGAAGCUUCUUUGGGGAACAAGCAAGCCUUGGUUGGGUACCAGCUCCAAGAUGCUCUUUCCUCCUUCAUGCCAGGAAUCUUGAAGUCAAAAAGAGAUGAUCCUCUGUUGGCUUUUUUUGUUUGUUUGUUUUUGAAUUUUUUUGUGGGUCCAUUUGGCGGGUCUCUCUUGGGGAGAAGGGCUGUUGAGCGGGGCUGGGGACACCCUAGCUGGACGUGUGUACAGAACACUCUGGUGGGCUCCCAAGCUUGCCCCUUCUCUCUUCUCCUUGUUUCUGCUUUCUCUCUCCUCAUUUCUGAGACAUUCAUGCACUGUCUGUACAUACUGGAUCUCUUUUCUCAACAUAUGUGUAUAUCCAUAUACAUAUAUCCUGUGAUUUUUCUUUCAUUUUUUUAAAAAAAAGAAACAAAACUAUGGAAAUAAUACCCUACAGAUGAGCGAAAAUGUAUUAUUGUAAAGUUUAUUUUUUUUAAUAAUGUUGUCUAUGAUGGGAAGAAAGGUACCAGGACCCCUGAGCUCUGGUCCAGUUGGGCUGAUGGGGCUGUGGCCGGGGACUCCCGAUUGCAUUCACUCUUAACCAAGCUCCAAUAAACGUACUAGGAAGCGAGUUGCCCCGUGCUUCAC